Mercenaria mercenaria is the source of this 1735-nucleotide messenger RNA. RefSeq names its product alpha-(1,3)-fucosyltransferase fut-5-like. The coding region runs from base 185 to 1357 and encodes 390 amino acids. The transcript has a single exon. The record is from RefSeq and is a predicted model, not a curated record. Gene Ontology annotation, cellular component: membrane. Lineage: Eukaryota; Metazoa; Mollusca; Bivalvia; Venerida; Veneridae. Gene Ontology annotation, molecular function: alpha-(1->3)-fucosyltransferase activity.
GUAAUUUUUUUAACGACAAAAGUAUAUCUGUAGCUUACAUAUUAGAUACAUUCUCUCAGUUGUGUAAAGACAAUAAGUUAUUUUAAAAUUUCCUAUUUAUGGUCUCUUUCCUUCAAUAAGCCAUUUAUACUAGCAUUUAUUAAUCGUAUAUCAAUAACACGUAAAGUUAUAUAUUAUUUCUGAAAUGCGACGAAAUCGGUUUCUUUUCAGUUUGGUUUGUAUUGCUUGUGUCAUGGCGAUAGCUAUGGAAAGUAGUUUUGUUUUAUAUGAUUCAACCAUACGCUUCAAAAAUGUAAGGAAUAACUAUCGAAAUAUAGAUGCCGUAAGAAAUAGUUUAGUAGAUAUUGGUAACCAAAAUAUUCGACAGAGUAUAGUGCAUAGGAACACAUUAUAUAUUUUGUUUUUUAAUGCACCUUCUUGGAUAAAUCUAACAGCGGAUAGUGAGUACAUCAAAACCAACUGUGAUUUUAAUAAUUGUGUUUUCACUCGAAAUCAUAUAAACGUUUCAAUGAUGUCAGCAGUGGUAUUUAGCACACAGAACGGCGUCAGUAAAAAAGAUACGGAAAGGUUUCAUACACAACGGUCAAAGCAUCAAAUCUGGGUCUUUUUUAGACUUGAAGCCCCAACAUUUGGAAAUAUAUCAUGGUAUAAAGAUCCUGUCUGGAGAAGGACAAUGAACUGGUCAUGGGGAUAUCGACUAGAUUCGGAUAUUUUUCGGCCUAUGCAAGUAUUGACCACUAGAAAUGUGCCGGUAUAUAAAGACUAUCGUUCAAUUUAUUUAAGGAAGAGAAAGAUGGCCGCUUGGGUAGUAAGUCACUGCAAUGCGCCUAGUCUUCGGGAUGAAUAUGUUUCUAAACUUACUCAAAGCGGAGUAAGUGUAGACAUAUUUGGAUUGUGCGCCGAAAAUGAAAGAAAAGUAGAUGGCAAAUUUAUUUUAAAGAAAAUCAACGACGAAUACAUGUUCUAUUUAUCGUUUGAAAACAAUAUUUGUACAGACUAUAUAUCAGAGAAAUUCUAUAGAUAUUUCAGUUUAGAUACUGUGUUAGUUGUACGUGGAGGCCUUAGUUAUUCAAAACAUUUUGAUAGCAAUGCGUUUAUAGAUACAUCAGUCUUUCCAACUGUAAAAUCUUUAGCAACAUAUUUGCUAAAUGUUAGCCGAGAUAUUAACCUUUAUACAGAAUACCUAAAACACAAAGACAUAUAUGACGUCGCAAAGUCAAAAACGGAAAGCAUGAGAAAAUCAGAAUGUCAGUUAUGCGAAAAACUGAAUAACAAAAGUAUUUAUAAAAAGAUCUAUUACAGUGUUGAAUCAUAUUUACACAACGGAACGUGUCAUAAUCCUGAUUCUAUACUGUAAGUUUUUUUACCUAAUUAAUCUGGAUUUGAUUGAUAUUUAAUACAUCAGGAAACUUUUCAACUGAACAAAGCACUUGUGUACCAUAAUAUAUGCAUUGACUUAGUGUAUAUAGACAAAGACAAAUCAUAUUUCCAUAAUUAAACAGGAAAAUCAUGAAGGAGAAAAAAAUAGGAAACGUUUUAAUUUCUUCAAUGCUGCAAGUUGAUUGAAUAACUUAAUUGAUUUCAGAGAGUCACUCUAUGUGUAUACCUGAACUUUAUAGCAUCUGAUCUAUCACGACAAAUAGGAUAUCGUACAAUGAUGAGUGCUUUGAGUAUAUAUAACUCUAACUUGACUAUUGCGUCAAAAAGAUGAUCAUUAAACAAUUCAAGUUGGCUA